GCUUCACUCGCGGAUCGUACGCUCUCCAAGAAGUUGAAUCUGCACAGGAUGGAGGCGUUUUCUGGUGAUGACGCCGCCGCCGCUACUGUCUCAGGAACCAAGGGGACGUGGCUGUACGCGACGGUGUCGGAGGCGCCACCGAAGCGGCCGGCGGGGCGGACCAAGUUCCGGGAGACGCGGCAUCCGGUGUACAAGGGCGUGCGCCAGCGGGGGGCCGCCGGGCGGUGGGUGUGCGAGGUGCGGGAGCCGAACAAGAAGUCCAGGAUCUGGCUAGGCACGUUCCCCACGGCGGAGAUGGCGGCGCGGGCGCACGACGUCGCGGCGAUGAUGCUACGAGGCCGAUCCGCUUGCCUCAACUUCGCGGACUCGGCAUGGCGGCUCCGCGUGCCGGCCUCGUUCUCCUGCUCCCAGGACAUCGCACGGGCCGCCGCCGAGGCUGCCGAGGCGUUCCGGCCUCCGUCGGACUCCAACGCUACCUUUGAAUCCUCCUUAACGAUGGAGAGCUCAGCGAGUACAUUCCCGUCUUUGUCGCCUUUAGCGACGGCGGCCACGCCUUCAUCAGUGUUACUGGAAGAUGGGAUCGGCAGCCAAGAAGGAGUCACAUUUGAUAUGGUGAGUUACGACGGCAUGGAUUUGGGCUACUGCGACUACUCCGGUAUGGCGGAGGGCGCGCUGGUAGAUUCCAUUUGGGACGACGUGGCCGCUGACGCUGACGUGUCGCUCUGGAGCUACUCCAUCUGACGCAGAGAAGGCGGCGGCUGCGGAGGACGACGACGAGGAGGUGGCAAGGCAUCUGACGUCCAUUAACUCGGUUACGUGCGGCGGCUGAGUGCUCGAAGCUGUUCCCAUGCAUCAACGCUUCUCUGGAUCUUCACCAGCUUCGACCACAACAUCUGUAGAACGAGUAAACUCGGUGAAUGAUUCAGAAGACGAGCUUUAUGUUUAUAUUUGCUCUGCUUUGAUCUCAGCUCUUGUAAUCUCUGCAAAAUAAGCAAACAGAUCCAAAGAAAAAAAGCACACAGGCAAACUAUUCUAAUACGUGAAGAUCAACCUCCUUCUUACACCUCUCUUAUCCUUUUAUCGGGUUUAGGAGACAACCCUUA
Messenger RNA from Musa acuminata subsp. malaccensis (wild Malaysian banana), 1103 nucleotides. Its product is annotated as dehydration-responsive element-binding protein 1C-like. The record is from RefSeq and is a predicted model, not a curated record. NCBI's taxonomy places the organism in Eukaryota, Viridiplantae, Streptophyta, Magnoliopsida, Zingiberales, Musaceae. Gene Ontology annotation, molecular function: DNA-binding transcription factor activity; DNA binding. Gene Ontology annotation, biological process: regulation of DNA-templated transcription.